Messenger RNA from Platichthys flesus (European flounder), 1120 nucleotides. RefSeq lists its product as uncharacterized. NCBI's taxonomy places the organism in Eukaryota, Metazoa, Chordata, Actinopteri, Pleuronectiformes, Pleuronectidae. The coding region runs from base 114 to 722 and encodes 202 amino acids. The record is from RefSeq and is a predicted model, not a curated record. The transcript has 6 exons.
AAGGAGACGUCUUCCUCUGCUUCAACAGGGUCCCAUCGUCUCACACACGAAGGACUUUUUACUCCGUCCCUCAUCUCUUCCUUGAUACAUCAGUGUCCUGCUCUGCUGCCAACAUGAGGAACCUGAUCUCUGUGGCUGUGAUCCUUCAUGUGGCGUUCACAGCAGCAGGCCUACAACUCAACGGAAAAGAAGUGGAGUUUGGAGACAUAAUUGCUUAUAAACCUCAGUUUGGAUGGGAUACUACUGAUUAUCAGCAUUAUGCUUCUUUUGUGGGGGACGGAUAUCCUGGAGGAAACACAUUUGAACGCACAGACGAAGACCCAUACUGCGUUUUCUCGCCAAUCCAUAUGUCAAGAAGUCCCUAUGUUUUUAAUUACCUCGACGGAUAUGUGGAUAAAAAGGGAAAGGUGUACACCAAAGGCACUGAGACUGAAAUGAGGGCCCGCAUCAACAAGACACGUGCCAACUGUGGAUUGUAUGAUUUUUUCUGCAACAACUGGGAACACCUUGCUACCUAUGUGCGUUACGGAGAGAAGAUAUCAAUACAGUUCAACAUGACUGGUGGACGGCUCCUCUGCAAACUACGCCCAGAGUGUGAACACAUGUGGAAUUACGUGGAGAAAACGAAUAAGUCACAAUAUAACGCUGCCUCCUCAGUCAACCCAGUCGGAUUGACUUCUUUAUGUCUUAUUGCUCUUUUCUUAUGUGAUAUGAGUUUUUGAACAAAAAAACUGAUUAAGUACUCUGGGUCUGGUACUGCUUCUGUUGAUAAGGUAUGGAUAUGAGAAGUACCUUUGUUGCUUCAAAUAAAUGAGCAGGAUAUUUCAGCACUGAGUGUCCACCAGGAUCAUUACAGUUAUACAUCAAAGAUACAUAUACAACGUGGUAAAUAUUAAAUAAAUACUUGAUAUGGUCUGAUUUAAAGUAAAUUAUAGCAUAAAGUACUGUGUGCAUUAGUGCGUGGAUAUCAUGUAACAGGUAGUGUCAUCCAAUGGGUCGAGGUGGAAGGUGUAGGUGGGCGUGGACUCGAUCAGGCUCUGCCUGAUCAAGGGCCUGAUCGAGGGCCUUGUCAGUGGUUGUUGUUUGUAAUUAAAUAAAAUAAAUCUUGUUUUUCUCAUUA